This is a messenger RNA of Ixodes scapularis (black-legged tick), 3603 nucleotides long. Its product is annotated as mucin-2-like. The coding region runs from base 1 to 3603 and encodes 1200 amino acids. Gene Ontology annotation, molecular function: protein binding. Lineage: Eukaryota; Metazoa; Arthropoda; Arachnida; Ixodida; Ixodidae. The record is from RefSeq and is a predicted model, not a curated record. The transcript is spliced from 6 exons.
AUGAGGCAUGAGCUGCUCCGAGUUCUGCUCAAUCGCGAACCCGACUGCUCGCACGAAGGACAAACAUUCAAGUUCGGAGAUCUGGUGCCCUCCCCUGAUCCCUGCAAAUACUGCCGGUGUAUCUACGGCGAAGUUCUCUGCGCCGAGAAGAGGGUACAACAGGAACGCCUACGGUGCCAACAACUCCAACUGAAACGAGAGAAACGUCAGAAACAACAACAGGCCCGUACCCCUUCGGUCGAAACAGCCGAAACAAAAGAGAGCACCACUUCGAUAACAACACCACAGGGAACGGAAGGCACCACUGCUAUGGCAACGACACCAUCAGUACCAGCAAGCUCUACUGAAGGGGCAGUAACGGAAGAAGCUACUACACCUCUGUCAACCGGAGAGCCUGUGACGACUCCAGCUGUGACGCAAGAAACAAGUGAAGCUACCACGUCACCGACAACUGCCCUGCCUUCCGAAACUACAUCAGCAGGAACUGAGGAAACAAAAGAGGCAACAACAGCCAUAUCGACCGAAACGCCAGGAUCAACAACUCCAUCCGUCACCAGUGAGCCGAAGGAAGCUUCUUCUCCGCCUUAUAAGGCGUUGGAUAUGACUACCCUUGCCGUGACCGAAGAAACCACGAUAGCUUCAACGGAACCAUCAGCUAAGACCACCGAGGUUACUACUUCUUCAGAGGUUACUACUUCGCCGGGGGCAUCAACGGAAGGAGCUACUCCUGAGGUGACCAGCAAAGAAGCAACUACUCCUACAGGAGAAACGACAACUUCUGGAAUUACAACACCCGAGGUGACUACUCCAACAGGAGAAGUGACAACAGCCGGAGUUACAACUCCUGGAGUUACAACGCCCGAGGUGACUACUCCAACAGGAGAAGUGACAACAGCUGGAGUUACAACUCCUGGAGUUACAACGCCCGAGGUGACUACUCCAACAGGAGAAGUGACAACAGCUGGAGUUACAACUCCUGGAGUUACAACGCCCGAGGUGACUAGUCCAACAGGAGAAGUGACGACAGCUGGAGUUACAACUCCUGGAGUUACAACGCCCGAGGUGACUACUCCAACAGGAGAAGUGACAACAGCUGGAGUUACAACUCCUGGAGUUACAACGCCCGAGGUGACUACUCCAACAGGAGAAGUGACGACAGCUGGAGUUACAACUCCUGGAGUUACAACGCCCGAGGUGACUACUCCAACAGGAGAAGUUACCACAGCUGGAAUUACAACGCCCGAAAUGACUACCCCAACAGGAGAAGUGACGACGCCUGGAGUUACAGCUCCUGAGGUAACUACUCCAACAGAAGUGACAACUCCCGAGGUUACUGCCCCUACAGGAGAAGUGACAACUCUUGGAGUUACAACGCCCGAGGUGACUACUUCAACAGGAGAAGUAACAACUAUUGGAGUUACAACGCCCGAGGUGACUACUUCAACAGGGGAAACUUCAGGAGUGACGACACCUGAAGUAACAACUCCUGGAGUGACAACUCCAUCAGUUACUACAUAUGAGGUGACCUCUCCAUCCAUUGCAACAUCUGCAGAGACAACUUCAGAAGGAACUUCACCUGCAGCUACAAGUCCUGGAGCCACAUCUACUGAAGCGACAACUCCAGAAGUAACAACUCCUGCAGGAACAACCCCUGCCGUUUCAACUGCUGAAGGACCGACGUCUGAGGUAACGACUCAUGGAGGAACAACUCCAGAGGUCACAACUCCCACAAUAAUAACUUCUUCAGAAACAACCUCUGAGAUAUCGACUUCAGAAGUAACGACCCCUGAAGGAGCGACCUCACAAGUGACAACUUCCGAAGUAACAACGCCGGGGGCGACAACUCCAGCAGUUACAACUCCAAUAACAACACCUGCCAUAUCAACACCCGAAGUAACGACUCCUGAAGGAGUGACGUCUUCAGUAACGACUCCAGAAGGAGUAACUCCUGAAGUAACAACCCCUGCUGGAACUACUCUGGAAGUGUCCACUCCAGAAGCAGCUAGCACUCCUGAAGGAAGUACUCCAGUAACUCAAGCAUCUGCCACUACUCCAGAAGUAACUACGCCAGAAGCUACAUCCCCAUUAGUAAGCACGCCUGAAGCAACAACUCCACCAGUAACUGGAACCACAAUAGAAAGUAGUACAGUCACUCCAUAUGCAGCUUCUGAGACAACAGCAGAGGGAACAGAAAUAACAAAAGAAGUAUCCACACCAUCCGCAACUAUGGCCACUGAACCAAGUACUCCUUCAGAGACAAAGGUGUCCGAAGAAGUUACCACGCCAUUGUCAACAACUUCUGGUAAACCAGAAGUAACGGAUGAAACUAAACCAACCACUGUACCUUCAUCGACACCAGAAGCAACAACCGCCAGUUUGAUUACCACAGCAGUUACUGAGGCCGAAGAACUCACCACUCCUCCAUCCACAAAAAUUUCGGAAAUGACAACUCCAGCCGAAGCAACAACUAAGGAAAUCACUACCGUACCAACAACGAAGGCAGAUAUGACAACACCAGAAACAACGGAGGGAACAACCGAAGUUCCCACUGCUUCGUCCACGGAAACCCACGCCACGACAUCAGCUGAAACGGAAGAGACAAAAGAAACAACAGUGGCUUCGACGCCGGUCACUUCCGAAGCCACAUCUCCUACAGGAACUGAGCCCACAGCGUCGUCAGCCACAACGCCCUCUGAAGCAACAACUCCUUCGGCACCAACCACGAUAGAGGAGGCUACUACGAUUCCGUCUACGAAGGUUACGGAAAUUUCAACUCCCGUGGAGACGGCUGAAACGACAGAAGCUACACCAGCAACUAGCACAACGACCUCGGAAGCUACAACAUCAGCAGAAACUACAUCACCAGGGGUUACAAAAGAAACGGAAGUUCCUACAACUGUUUCAUCUACCGAGCCAACAGAAGGAGCCGAUGCAAGAAAAGCGCCUACCAAGACUCCUGCGGUAACCGAGCUAACAUCGGAGGGAACUACAGUCCCAUCCACUAUGGGUCCUGAAGUAACCUCGACAUUAGAAACCGCAGAAACAAGUCCAGCCACAACAGGUCCGUCAACUAUGGGCACUGAGGCGUCUACAUCCACUGAGAAGGCUGAAACCACAGAAGCUUCUUCGCCGGCAACAGCAACUCCGGGAGUCACCACGCCAGCGGUUAGUGCCCCAACGACUGAGGCUCCAGAGGUCACAAGUGAAUACCCGUCAGGGUGCGAUAUCAACGGCACCAUGUACGCUGAUGGAGAACAUGUUCCGGACGACAAUCCUUGCUUGUUCUGUAAUUGCUUGGAAGGAGAGGCUAUCUGUGCUGAAAGAGUCUGCCAGGCUCCUGAUGGUGAUUGCAAGCCUCUCCCCAAACAGCCUGGGCAAUGCUGCGAGGAAUACGACUGCGGAUGCGACGUGAAAGGAACUAAAAUCGAAGAGGGUGAAGUCAUCCAGACAGCGGACCCCUGUAAGUUCUGCAAAUGUGCCUAUGGGGAAAUGGUCUGCGCAGAGCGUAUAUGCGACAUUCCACAACCUGACUGCGUGCCUGUUGGGAAGAAGCCCGAGCAAUGCUGCGCUGAAGCCUACAAGUGCCGUGAGUACCAGUUGUGA